AUAAUCUUAAUGAAUAAAGAGACACAAACUCUAGAGUUAAGUAUAUCUGAAGUGAAGCCAAAGAAAGAAGAGUCGGUAACUGAGAGGAAGAUUGUUGAACAAAGAGAUGCGUUCACGCAAACAGACAAUAGUUUUGAAAUACAAACCGAAAGACUGGUCAUUGAAAGCAAUUCGACAAAGAGUUUGUGCGAAAAUUGCACUAAAGUUAUGAAAAUAGUUUAUACUCUUAAGAAUUGUGUGGAAAAAUUAGAGGAAAACAUCAAAUCAAGUGAAACUAAAUUUGUGCAACGAUUACAACUGUUGCAGACAGAGAAUAAUAAUUUGACGGAAAGUAUGAAUAAGAGAUUAAAUGAAAAAGACCUUCAAUUGAUUGAAAAAGAGGAACAAAUCAAUUAUAUGCAAAACAGGAUAACAAACAACCAAUUGGUGCCAUCAAUGCCACCGAUGCCGGGAGAGGAGUCAUCUGUCAGUGAGGAACAGAUACUUAUAAAGACAUAUAACAAAACUAAACCCCGAUACGAAGCACCGCCACAAUUAUCGUCCAGCUGUAGAAAUGUCUUGGAGAGUGUUAUCAACUGUUUACAAGCAAGACUUGAACACAAAGAUGAGUCUAUCCGUCAGUACAGGAAUAUGUUAUCGGAAACCAAACAGAACUUUGAGAAUGAGAUGAUUCGUCUGAUAGAAGCGAACCGAGAAAGUGAUGACAAGAAUUCAAUUAAUUUCACGCAAAUGAUAGACAACGAAGAACUACAGAGCGCUCUCAAGAGUUGUGUCAAUGAACUCGAACUAUGUAAAACAGAAUUGAAUUCAAAAAUAAAUGAUUUGGAGGAAGAAUUGGAGCGAAAGAAUGCAAAACUGAAAGCAUUUCAAAGCGAGAACGAAGAGUUGAAAACCAAACGCAUGAAUCCAAACACUCAACUCAAACAGACUGUCGAGGACUUGAAAGAGGAGAGUCAGCAAAAGGAUCUCCUCAUCAGUACAUUGAAGAAGAGUAUUAAAGACGACAGAGCUAUGAGAGCCGUGUCUGCCGUCAGACGUCCCAAAGAGGACGAUAUCAAAAGAGAUAAGAAAGUAGACAAUCAGUUGUUCCAAGAGAUUGCAGACUUGAGAGCUAUGACCGAAACCCAGAAAAACACGAUUAAACACUUAGAGGUUGUUAAAUGGGAUUACGAGAAGAAUUUAAAGGAAUUAAAGGAACAAAUGAAACAAAAAGCGAAGGAAAAAGAGAUGGAAAUAUCAGAACUAAAAGAAAAAAUCGAUAAAAUCAAAGUCAGAAUGAAUAGGAAUGAAAACGAGAAGCAAUUGCUGCAAAACAAAGUGACUCUUAGAGAGAAGACUCAGAAGAAUAGACAACAGAAAUGGACACAAACUACUGGUGCGGUCAGUGAACAGGAUGUAAAUAAAUUGAAACAAGAAAUGAAAACGUUAAGACAUGAGUUGAAAGAAAGGGAAAACGAGUCCAAUGUGUUGAGAAAGAGCUUAGAGAUGAGCGGACAGAAAGAGAGCGAACUGAAGACUCUGUUGGAGGAAAGUGUCAAACGGGAAAAGUUGGCCACAAUUCACGAGAAGAAUGUCGAAUGCGAUCAACAGUACGACCACUUGUUGGAGGAGAACGCGAGGAUCAAAGUAGAGCUAAGAAUGGCUGAGUUCGAGCUCAACAGACGCUCGCAGACUCUGUCCUAA
Oppiella nova is the source of this 1683-nucleotide messenger RNA. The record is from the annotation of a GenBank genome assembly. NCBI's taxonomy places the organism in Eukaryota, Metazoa, Arthropoda, Arachnida, Sarcoptiformes, Oppiidae.